GGGAUGUCAAUCAGGCCACCCGCGUUAGGUUGUGGCUGCGUGUCUUCGGCCGGGUUGGGGCGGUUGUUCCCUUCGUUUUAGGCGACGGUUCGAGAAGAUGGCGAGUGACCGGCGGCGUUUCGACGGGCUUCUGUGCCUGGAAUGUCUAUGCGUUUUGGCUUUGCUUUCUGCCUUCUUGCCGGGUGGCGGAGGGACGGCUCCGGUCGCCAUUGACACGUCCCGUUAUUACAACUACGAGAGCCUGACCGAGCUGCUGAAGGCUCUGGCGGCCGCUCACGGCUCCCUUACCAGGCUCUUCAGCAUCGGCCAGAGCGUCCAGAACCGUUCCCUUUGGGUCAUGGAGAUUUCGACCACGCCGGGUGUGGACAGUCCGGGAAAACCUAAGUUCAAGUACGUGGGCAACAUGCACGGCGACGAGACGGUGUCCCGCCAGGUGCUGGUCUACCUGAUCGAGUACCUGCUGGAGAGCUACGGGCAGGACGAGCGGGUCGACCGGCUGAUCAACACCACCGACAUCUACAUCAUGCCCAGCAUGAACCCCGACGGCUUCGAGAAGUCGGUGGAGGGCGACUGCAGAGGCGAGCACGGCGGCAGGAACAACGCCAGGGACCGAGACCUCAACAGGAGCUUCUUGGAUCAGUUCGCGUCGGUGGUCGUGGACGAGGAGGAUGUGCCCGAAGUCAUCGCGAUGGAAAAGUGGAUUAAAGAAAACAAGUUUGUGGCUUCUGGGAAUCUCCAUGGUGGAUCUGUUGUUGCCAGCUAUCCAUAUGACAAUUCCAAAACUCACAAGUCAGUAGGAUACUACAGUAAGAGCCCUGAUGAUGAUGUUUUUAAAUACCUGGCAAAAAGUUACUCUUCCAAGCAUCCGGUGAUGAAAACUGGCAAGACACAUUGCCUCAUUGACCCUCCUGGAGAAACCUUUGAGGAUGGGAUCACAAAUGGAGCCAAAUGGUAUGAUGUGACAGGCGGGAUGCAAGACUACAACUACUUGCAGGGAGACUGUUUUGAAAUCACACUGGAACUUACCUGCUGCAAACACCCGAUGGCCUCUAACCUUAGUGAGGAAUGGGAGAAAAAUCGUGAUUCUCUGCUAAACCUAAUGGAGCAGGUUCAUAUUGGUGUCGCAGGAUUUGUCACGGAUGCUAUUGGCUUGGGGAUUUCUCAGGCAACAAUUGCAGUUGCUGACAUUGAUCAUAAUAUUACAACAGGCAAAUUUGGUGAUUUCCACAGACUGCUUGUACCAGGGACUUACAACAUAACAGUUGUUGCACAAGGAUAUAUGCCUGUUACCAUCUUCGAUAUUGAGGUGCUUGAGGGCCCAGCCACACAACUUAAUUUCACGCUCCUCCGUUUAGGAGUCGUGGAUAAUCAUACCAUUGAAACAACUACCUCCACUGUAUUCAGGACACAAAAUGUAUCAGAAAUGGAAGAGGACCCUCAAACCAGACCCAUCGAACCUUCAAACUUCAGGCACCAUAAUUAUGCAGAUAUGGAGAUCCUGCUAAGGAAAUACUCCACGGACUAUCCAACGAUCACACAUCUGUAUACAGUUGGGAAAUCAGUGGAGCAAAGGAAUUUAUAUGUCAUGGAAAUAUCAGACAAUCCAGGCAAACAUGAAAUGGGUGAGCCUGAAUUCAAAUAUAUCGGAAAUAUGCAUGGAAAUGAGGUUGUAGGCCGAGAGCUCCUCCUGAAUCUUAUUGAGUACCUUUGUAACAACUUUGGAACUGAUCCUGAAGUGACCAGUUUGGUGACUAAUACAAGAAUCCAUAUCAUGCCUUCCAUGAAUCCUGAUGGAUAUGAGAUGGCAACAGAAGGGGAUAUGAAUGGUGUGGUUGGUAGAAACAAUAGUAACAAUUUUGAUCUCAAUCGCAACUUCCCUGACCAAUUCUUUCCAAUCCGUGACCCACGACAGCCAGAAACAUUAGCUGUGAUGCAUUGGCUACAAGAUAUUCCCUUUGUGUUGUCUGCUAAUUUACAUGGCGGUUCCCUGGUAGUGAAUUACCCUUAUGAUGAUGAUGCAGAAGGCAUUAUUGUAUACAGUAAGUCACCGGAUGAUGCCAUUUUCCGGCAAUUGGCACUUUCUUUUGCUAAGGAAAACAGUCCAAUGUUUGAAGGUCAUCCUUGUAAAAAUAUAUAUCCGGAAGAAUAUUUUCCUCAAGGAAUCACAAACGGUGCCUAUUGGUAUAACGUACCAGGUGGCAUGCAAGACUGGAAUUAUCUUCACACAAACUGCUUUGAAGUUACUAUUGAAUUGGGCUGUUAUAAAUUCCCCUUUGCCAAGGAUUUGCCCAAGUAUUGGAAACAAAAUAAAAGGUCUCUCCUUCAGUUUAUAAAACAGGUCCAUAAGGGUGUCAAGGGAUUUGUACUCGAUGCCACUAACAGAAAAGGGAUAUACAAUGCUACCAUUAUCGUGGCAGAAGUGAACCAUCCAGUGAGAUCUGCUAAAGAUGGAGAUUAUUGGCGCCUGCUUGUUCCUGGUGUCUAUAAAAUUACUGCUUCUGCUAGAGGGUAUAUCCCGAUGACGAGGAAUGUGACUGUUGUGGACGAGGCUGUAGAAGUCAAUUUCACUCUUUCACGUAUUGCAGAUCGCUAUGCCAACAAUAAUGAUCAAGUACUGACCAACUCCUCAGCAGAGCCUGGGAAGGAGUUUCAACAACUUAUAAAGACUUUGUCAUCUGAAGAAGGAUUGAACCAUAUGAUUUCAUCUGCACUUGUUGAUCUCAGUCUUGAUCGUUACCACGACUAUAAAGACCUGACUGAAGUUCUGCAUGGAUUACAGAGUAACUACCCAACAAUUACCAAAUUGAGAAGUUUGGGUCAAAGUGUAGAAGUCCGCCAUAUUUGGGCCCUGGAAAUAUCAGAUAAACCUGGCAUAAAAGAACCUGCAGAACCAAAGAUUAAAUUUGUUGCCGGAGUUCAUGGAAAUGCACCUGUCGGAACAGAGUUGCUUUUAGCAUUCGCAGAGUUUCUUUGUAUUCUUUAUGGGAAAAAUCAAGCCAUUACAAAGUUGAUUGAAGAGACAAAGAUUGUGAUUGUACCAUCAGUGAACCCAGAUGGUAGAGAAGUUGCCCAAGAGGGGCAGUGUACGUCCAAAAUUGGGCUGACCAAUGUAAAUGGAAAAGAUUUGGACAGUGAUUUCAUGGGAAACUCCUCUGAGCAGUUCUCAGAGAUGCAACCUGAGACUAAAGCGAUAGUCAAGAAACUGAUCCUCAACCAAGGAUUUACAUUGUCUGUUGCUUUGGAUGGUGGCUCUCUUCUCACCACAUAUCCUUACGAUAAGCCUGUACAAACAGUUGCAAAUGAGGAAACUCUGAAAUAUUUGGCAACUGUGUAUUCUGACAAUCACCCCAAAAUGCAUUUGGGUCAUCCAGGUUGUCCUAAUAACACAGAAGAAAACAUCCCAGGUGGCAUUGUACGUGGUGCACAAUGGCAUGGUCACAUGCAUAGCAUGAAGGAUUUUAGUGUAACAUACGGUCACUGUCCUGAAAUCACAGUUUACACGGGCUGUUGUAACUUCCCACGUGUCAAAGAGCUUGCUACAAUUUGGAAUGAGAACAAGAAAUCUUUACUCAGUAUGCUUGUUGAGGUUCAUAAAGGCUUACGUGGAAUGGUGACCGAUAAAGCUGGAAAUCCAAUUUCAAAUGCAAAUAUUAUUCUGAAUGAGGGUGUCAAAGUUCUGACUUCGGAGACGGGCUGUUUCCAUGUUCUCCUGUCUCCGGGGCCACAUCAUGUUGAUGCACUUGCAGCAGGAUACCAGCAUCAGCGCAAGCAGGUGUUUGUAUCCUCUUAUGAAGCUGCCACCUCUGUGCUAAUAGUUUUUGAGCUGGAUAAUAAAUUAUUUGGCCUUCCCAGAGAACUGGUGGUAACAGCAGCAGGUGCAACCAUUUCUGCAAUAAUUGUGACAGCUUGCAUCGUUUGGUGUGUUUGCUCUGUCAAGUCCAAUCACCAAAAAGAUGGCUUUCAUCGUUUGAGGCAGCAUCGAGAUGAAUACGAAGAUGAGAUCCGAAUGAUGUCAAUGGGCUCAAAGAAAUCACUUCUUAGCAGUGAAUUUCAGGAUGAAACAGAGAGUGAAGAUGACACUCUGUAUAUUAAUAAACAUUAACAUAUCAAGCCAGCUCUGCUGGACUGGCAGUAAUGUUCACCUUUUUGCCAAGUAAAAUGAACAAAUAAGCAUUAACCCUAAUAGAGGAUUUGCCUGAUCUGCUGCACAUUGGGAAGUGUUGGAGUGAUUUUUUUUCUUAUACAUUUAGUUGUCCUUUUGGAAGAGUAGAUGCUACAAGGAGGAAUGGCAAUUUGCACCAUCACUUGACUGUUGUGCACGUCUUGAACUGACUUCUGAUGUUAUGUUCUGAUUAAGGGUCAACUGCAGGAAGAAUGUUAUUGCACCAUAUCUACCAUCUGCGCCUCUGCCUGACGAUACUUAAAAACUGUGCCAACAUUUAAAGAUGCAAUAUACCUUUCACUUCCCCACUUUUAAGAAGAAAAAUGUGUGUGCUUAAUCCACCUUUUUAAAACAACCAUUCAUUUAUUUUUGCGAACUUUACUGUAUUUUAUAUAAACAAAGUUCUCAAAAGAAGUCGAGUGAAGGCGAAUUGUGCGGUGCUACUACUGUGCCAUUUUGUCUGGGUUGCACGUGCUAAUUUUAAAAGGUGGACAAUUUUUUUAAUCAAAGGUAUGCUGCAGCUUUGUUGCACCUGAAUCUUGCCAGUGUUACAAAUGAGGGAAAGUGCUGUGUGUGUUUGCCUUCCUAUCCCUCUCCAAAAAUGUAUGACAUUAAUUUUAAAAUUUGAUAUCCCCUUUUUUCAUUUGUAUUUUCCUCCAUAAAAUACAACAAGCUAAUAAAAUGAAUGUCAUUUGAUAUUUGUAAUUCGAAUAACUAAUGUAAAAAAAUUGUCAAUGCUAUGUUCUUUUUACAUCAAUGCAAUCUCAGUAAUUACGAAUAGGCUGUGUACAUUUGAGAACCAGACAAUUUUGGCAAGGGGUGGGGGUAUACAAUGAGAAGGCAGAGGUUACAGAGGGCACAAAAACCAAAUCAGCCAUUUAUGAAAAUGGCAUCUUCAAAUUUGUCAUUGGUUUUCCUUUUAUUUUUGAAUUUAUUCUUGAUGCACACUGGAUAAUUUUAUGGUUGGAGAUUUCUCAAUUGGAAUUACAAAUGUUAGAGAACUGAACAUCUAAUUUUCAAGGUGCUCUUUUAUUAUAUCAAUUAUGAAAUACCUUUACUGAGGCAGUGAAUUUGUUUAAUUUGAAUCAUGAUGGUAGAGGUCGCUACUGAGAAUUAAAAUGAGAAUUUAUGGUCCUAUCAUAUGCUGUUUGAAGCAUAAUUUUUCAUAGUUUUUAUAGUCUGGAUCUUGGUGUAAAUUUUUUUCAACAUAUUGUAGAGAUGCAUUGAAUGUGGGUGAAGGGUCAUAGAAUAAUUAAACUCUGUAUAGAUGUGAGUGAAUGUUUGUACGUGUGUUUUCAGUGUGUGCCACUGAAUGUACACCUGAAUUGCCUAAAUACAGUAUAUGAUCACCAGAAAUACAGCAUUGCCAAAAACACCUAAUUCAUAUUAGAUAUUAUUCAAUUUAUUAAGAAAUGAUUCACUGUACUUGAGUUUGUCAGCUCCAUUGUGUUUGGAAAAUCACUUCAGAAUGUUAGUAUCAUUGUUCAUUUGUACUUUUUGCACAGGACAUUUUAUCAAUAUUGUGUACUUGACUAUAUGCUGUGAUGCCUUAAAUUUUUCAUAUUUCUUUCAUUUUGUGGUGAUGUCACUGGGUUUCAGUGAAAGGUUUUGGCAUCUAAAAAUAAAUGCUUUAUCUAGCACA
Messenger RNA from Rhincodon typus (whale shark), 5804 nucleotides. RefSeq names its product carboxypeptidase D, a (gene cpda). The coding region runs from base 98 to 4102 and encodes 1334 amino acids. Gene Ontology annotation, biological process: proteolysis. NCBI's taxonomy places the organism in Eukaryota, Metazoa, Chordata, Chondrichthyes, Orectolobiformes, Rhincodontidae. Gene Ontology annotation, molecular function: metallocarboxypeptidase activity; zinc ion binding. The record is from RefSeq and is a predicted model, not a curated record. The transcript has 21 exons.